GGCAUCAUGCUGGUUUAUGAUAUUACUAAUGAGAAAUCAUUUGACAACAUCAAAAACUGGAUCCGAAACAUAGAGGAGCAUGCAUCGGCGGAUGUAGAAAAAAUGAUUUUGGGAAACAAAUGUGACAUUAAUGAGAAGAGGCAGGUGUCUAAAGACCGAGGCGAGAAGCUGGCGUUGGAGUACGGCAUCAAGUUCAUGGAGACGAGUGCGAAGGCUAAUAUCAACGUUGAGAACUCAUUCUUAACGCUCGCCAGAGACAUAAAAUCAAAGAUGGACACGAAAUUGGAGGGGAACAAUCCUCAGAGCAGCAACCAUGGAGUGAAAAUUACCACUGAACAGCAGAAAAAGAGCAGCUUCUUUCGCUGUGUGCUACUGUGAAGACCAAGGCCUUACUGUCCGCCGCCCAUGGGCUGGACACGACUGGACUAUGCUCUCCCUCUUAGCACUCCUCCUCCUUCCUCUUUUAUCCCAUCUCUUCUUCUCUGUCGCGCUCUUCUUCCAGCCCUAGGGCAGUCGGAGUUCCUGGCUCCUCUUAUCUUCUUCCAUUGACAGAUUAGCGAUGCCGCUUCCUCUCGCUCAUGACCCUUCCCCGACGAAACCGUGGUGGGAAAGCAUUGGUUCUACAAGUCAAGGUGAAGAACUGGGUGCUGAUGCAUCGUCGCAAUCGUUCCAGCAGCAAACGUGCACCUAAAGAAGAUCCCACAUCUUUGUUUCAAUCGCUCGUUUUGAGCGCACAACUGCCAAAAUUGAUCCAUUCCUUCGUGGCGACCUGGAAGCAGUCGUGAUUGUGGGUCAAGCCGCAGAUCUGAUAUUGAGCCAGUUCGAGAGUUACGUGGGACUUUCUUUAUCAUUCCAUUUUAUUUUUGGCCCUCAUGCAUUCUUCGACAAUCACAUGACCUUAUUGUAAGUAGAGGAAUAUUAUAACCCACCUCUUAGAUGCUUUUUCCUUUCUUUCAUUUAAAAAAA
Messenger RNA from Sinocyclocheilus grahami, 966 nucleotides. RefSeq names its product ras-related protein Rab-8A-like. The annotation marks the transcript as partial. The record is from RefSeq and is a predicted model, not a curated record. NCBI's taxonomy places the organism in Eukaryota, Metazoa, Chordata, Actinopteri, Cypriniformes, Cyprinidae. The transcript is spliced from 5 exons. Gene Ontology annotation, molecular function: GTP binding; GTPase activity.